UUAAAGGUUGAAGAAAAGGAGAAGCACAAAAGCAAUAAAAUGGCAGCAUCAGAAAACCUAUGUGAUGGUGCUGGUGAUGACAGUGACGAUGACGCAUUACUUCAAGAAAGAAAGAGUAGAAAAACUGACAGUUGGCAAUUUCCUAGGAUGGAGAAUGAAGUGUGUGAUAGGCCUGCAAAGAAAACACCUAAUGAAAAGAACAAGGUGAAAGAACAAAUACAGUCUAUGGGUGACCAUGAUGACUUAACUUGGUCAUCUGCAACAGCCCCAGAGGAUUAUUUUGUUAUCCUAUUGAAAAUGCAAGAUGCCAUUCUUUCCCAGCAAAGAUUAGUAGAACUUAAAAGCAAUGAGUGUGAAAGACUCACAAUAAAAAUUGGAAAAAUGGAAAACGAGGUUAGCGUUCUGCAAGAUGAGCUCUAUGAAGCCAAAAAAAUAAUGUCACAGUUAAAUUAUGAAAAAGCUGUAUGGGAAUGUGAACUCUCUACUUUGAGGGGUAAAAUCUGUGAUGUUGUAGAGUGUGAAAUUCUUCAAAGUAAGACAGUAAGUUAUAAACUGUGA
Molecule: messenger RNA, 558 nt
Organism: Lemur catta (Ring-tailed lemur)
Lineage: Eukaryota; Metazoa; Chordata; Mammalia; Primates; Lemuridae
Product: POTE ankyrin domain family member A-like
Exons: 5
Coding region: 40-558 (172 amino acids)
Source: RefSeq, a predicted model, not a curated record